UUUUCUUCAGCGUUCAUUCAUUCUGGAAAAAAUAAAGCACAGUGAAUUUCAAUUCAACAAUUAAAAACAAAAAAAAAACAAAAAUUGAUUUCCCUGUUCAAUCAGAAGGUAAAAACAAAACCAAAUGUGAAAGCUGAUUGGAGGAAGAAGCAAAUGAAAUAAAAAAGAGAGAGAAAUUGUUCUUCUGUCUCUAUUGGCUUUCAACUUUCCCCAGAAGUUACUUUCUCUCUUUCUUUUCUCUAUGACGAAUUAAGUGUCAAAUUGAAUGAAUCACACAGACCCACAUGUUAAUUUUGCAUUUUCUCUUGGUUUGGGUCAAAUGGGUCUCAUUUUUCUGAGAACCCAGUGAAAACGCUUGCACCUUUGACUCCAAAAGCUGCAGAGUAGAGGGAGAUUCACCACAAUUCCUCACAACCAUGGAAGAAGCAACUGAGUUCCACUCUGAAGAAAAUAAAUUGUCUAUGGAGAAAAAUAAGAAAAGAAGGCUCAAAACACCGGCCCAGCUUAAGGGCUUGGAAGAUUUUUAUAAUGAUAACAAAUAUCCCACGGAGGAAAUGAAAUCAGAACUUGCCGAUGAGUUAGAGUUGACAGAAAAGCAAAUAUCUGGAUGGUUUUGCCACAGAAGAUUGAAAGAUAAAAAAAUGUUGAAUGAUGAAGUAUGUGCUAAUGGACGACAUGAUCGUUCAAGUGGUGUCAUCCAGGAUCGUGGCAGUGGUCUAGUGCAGGAUUCAUGCGGAAGCACUAAACAUGUUGACUAUAGGUAUCUGGAUCCCAAAGAGGUUGAGAGCCAUGGCCUCUAUAACCAUGGAUUUUCAGCUGCAGAUAUGAUGUAUGGUCACAAUAACCAUCAUUAUACAGAAAAUGAUAGUGCAACAGAUAACACAUCAUCUGAGAGUAGCUCCUCUUUACAAGACCGAUUGCUUCGUCAAGGAAAGGAUCUGUAUGAUAUGGAGCCUUCAAGUCAUCUUACACCUAAUGGAUCUCUUCCGCCUCUCAAUAUCAAGGGUGCAAAUAACUUGGGAUAUAAACCAUCAGGAUAUUUGAAAGUGAAGGGAGAUAUAGAACAUGCUGCUAUUACUGCUGUUAAAAAGCAAUUAGGAAAGCAUUAUCGGGAAGACGGUCCACUACUUACUGUUGAAUUUGAUACAAUUCCUCCUGAGGCAUUUGAAUGCCAAAUUGCAGAUCUAGCUAAUGAAGCAUACUAUGCUGCAAAUCCUGCUCUUCCAAAUUCUCCAGAAGUCUCUGCUGUGAAAAAACAAUCCAGUCUUAGUUCUAAAUAUGAUUCAUAUUUUACCAAAAUCAGUUCCCAAGAUUCACAUAUGGACAGAGGUGACUUUGGCUCCUUGCAUGAUUCUGAUUUCCAGGAUAAGAAAUCCUUCCAGGUUAUAAAUCAAAGGCAAAAUUUUCAGAGUUUUACCAAUCCUUUGCCUCACAAGAACUCUUCCCUGGAUUUGAAUGCAGACUCUACUGGGGAAGCAUCUGCUUAUAAUAACAUAAAAAAUCGUAGAAAGGGUACUAAACAUGGUUUUGAUGGGGUGAGAUAUGAUUCUGCUUCUAACCCUAGUGAUCACUAUGAAGAGAAUAAUAACCUUGCGGUUAAGCAGACAGAUUCUCUGCUACAUGGCUAUGAAAACAGCAAUCUGAAGAAUGUACAAAGGAGUGAAUAUGUGAAAUCUAAACCUUCCAAUUCAGUACAUAAGUCUCAAAUUUACUUGGAUACUGAAGAAAGAAGAGGGCUUAAUAAAAGGAUGGCAAAGGAAGAGAAGUUUGAUGGGGAUAGAAAGGUAAAAAAACAAUAUCGUGAUCCAGAUGAAGUUAGGGCGCUUACAAAUGAAAUGAUGGUUGCAAAGCGGGCUAAAGUUGAUCCACUUGAACAAUAUGAUGUUAAACAAUCAUCUGUUGCUGAGUUGGAACCAAGAAAAAGUCAAAGAUGAUCAUGUAGGUCUGCUGCAGAGAUGCCAUCUAGCUUUAGUGAGGAUGAAACGGCUGAAACCAGUUCCUCAGCGGAUUAAGUGUUGUUGUCAGAUAUGAUAUUUGUAGGGUUUCUCUAUGCCAUUGGUUUUGUACAGUCUAUAGAGACAGAUCCAUUUUGCACAGUAACAUGUAGAAAGACACACUAACAUGACUAACUUGAUUUGCUGUUGUGCUUGCUUAUUUGCUUCUGUAACAAAAGAAACCCCACUCCCUACCCCUUUUCUUAAAAUUUUGGAUGUAAAAUCUCAUUUUCAUGCAGCUGCUUGUGGUAGGAAGGAUCCAAAUGCAGUUUAUAGAUACAGUGUCUUUUUUUUUUUUCACAAUGAUUAA
Glycine soja is the source of this 2304-nucleotide messenger RNA. Its product is annotated as homeobox-DDT domain protein RLT1-like. Lineage: Eukaryota; Viridiplantae; Streptophyta; Magnoliopsida; Fabales; Fabaceae. The record is from RefSeq and is a predicted model, not a curated record. The transcript is spliced from 8 exons. Gene Ontology annotation, molecular function: DNA binding. Bases 417 to 1934 code for a protein of 505 amino acids.